UUGCCAAUGAAAAGAAAACGUUUAGUUGUGUAGCAAGCGGUAAUCCUAUACCUUGGGUACAAUGGAUUUCUAUCGAUAGUGAUGUGAAGCUCACAGCUAUAGCAAAGAAGGAAAUAGUUUUGACAGUUGAAAAAAUGAAUAAAUCUUACAUCGGAAAUUAUUCUUGUAAGGCAUGGAACUCGUUUGGUAUUACAGAGAAGCGUUUGUUGUCACUAAGACUUCGACCUCAAGAUCCUACACCGACGAUCCAAAACGACGAUGGUACAUCACCAGGAACCAUUGCAGGGAUAGUUAUUGGUGUUUCCAUAGUCAUCAUAUUAAUUAUCAUCAUUGUUCUCUAUAGAAAACAAAAACAAAAAUUAUCAUUCUACAAACAUCAGUAUUUUCUACGUACUGGAAAUUAUUCAAUCGACCCCAGUAUAACGCUUAAUGAGCAAAGUAUGAAUUUACCGUACGACUCUGAUUGGGAAUUUCCUUUUGAAAGACUCGUUAUGGGUGAUCGUCUUGGUGCAGGAGCCUUUGGAGAAGUUUACAAAGCUGAAGCAAUGGGAAUUUUAGCUUUAAAUCCUCGCGAUAAAAGCAGCAUUGUUGGUAAGAGAAGAUCGAAAAUACGUCGUACUUUAAGGGCAAGUCAAAGACCUAAAAAGAAAGACCAUUUACAGCCUAAUUCAACCAAUGCCAUUGUUGCUGUAAAAACUGUUAAAGCUCAUGCAACAGAAAGCGAAAUACGUGAUUUAGCAGAGGAACUGAAACUAAUGAUUCACAUUGGUGAAAAUAAAAAUAUCGUUAAUUUACUCGGCGCUUGUACCAAGGGACGGCAACUUUAUGUAAUCUUGGAAUUUUGUCCUCAUGGAAACUUGCUGACAUUUUUAAGAUCCAAAAGAUCUUUUUAUGAAAGCACCUGGGAAAAGAAAAUUUGUGAUCCAGAGAAAGAGUUUACUUUAAUUGAUAUUGUUGGUGCUGCUUUUCAAAUUGCCAAAGGAAUGGAGUUUCUUGCUUCACGAAAGUUAAUACAUCGUGAUCUUGCUGCCCGUAACAUUCUUGUUGCUGAAGAAUACGUCAUGAAAAUAUCAGAUUUUGGUCUGGCACGAGAUAUAUAUAAAAGCGAUGUUUAUGUAAAGACAUCCAGUGGUAUGUUACCUGUAAAAUGGAUGGCUGUAGAAUCUUUAUAUCGCGUAUAUACUCAUCAAAGUGAUGUUUGGUCCUUCGGUGUUCUACUGUGGGAGAUGAUGACUCUUGGAGGUACGCCUUAUCCUGAUCUACCAGCUGAACAAUUGCUGGAUUUUUUAAACCAAGGAAAACGUAUGCCACAACCCACUAAAUGUCCGUUGGAAAUCUAUACAAUCAUGAGAGAUUGUUGGCAGGAACAACCACAAAAUAGACCAACAUUUUCCAAUUUGGUAGAGCAUUUUGGAAGAAUAUUGGAACGACAUUUGGAAAAGACGAAUCCAUAUUUACACAUUGAAGCAAGUGCUGAGGAGAUUGAGGCAGCAAGGGAGAAAGAUGAAUUAUUGGAAAAAAAAUCUGACUAUUACUUACAACCAUUGCUCAUUUCCAAUAAAUUACAUGGCUAUGACUCCAAUGCACCAUUACCUACCCUCCCACAGAUGCAUACACGGCACCUACAGUUCCUUUACCUGAGGUUGCUGUUGAACCAUCAACACAGAAAUUAA
Xenia sp. Carnegie-2017 is the source of this 1673-nucleotide messenger RNA. Its product is annotated as fibroblast growth factor receptor 3-like. Gene Ontology annotation, cellular component: signaling receptor complex. NCBI's taxonomy places the organism in Eukaryota, Metazoa, Cnidaria, Anthozoa, Malacalcyonacea, Xeniidae. Gene Ontology annotation, biological process: protein phosphorylation; cell surface receptor protein tyrosine kinase signaling pathway; multicellular organism development. Gene Ontology annotation, molecular function: ATP binding; transmembrane receptor protein tyrosine kinase activity. The record is from RefSeq and is a predicted model, not a curated record.